This is a messenger RNA of Diaporthe citri, 1185 nucleotides long. RefSeq lists its product as uncharacterized. The transcript is spliced from 2 exons. The record is from RefSeq and is a predicted model, not a curated record. Bases 1 to 1185 code for a protein of 394 amino acids. NCBI's taxonomy places the organism in Eukaryota, Fungi, Ascomycota, Sordariomycetes, Diaporthales, Diaporthaceae.
AUGGCCAGCACGGCUAAUUAUGGCCUGAAGGCCUUGAUUACUUCAUGCAGAUUCUGUGCUACCCCUGAUUGCGAUUGCAAGCACGACAUGGAGCUGGUGGCAAAGAGAGUCAACCUUGCACUUGACCCAUCCCACAAACUGGAGGAAGCAGACCUCCGUCCAAUUUGCCUCGAUCUUGACGAGCACCCUCUCUCUGACCGCCCAGACAGCAGCGGAAGCGACGAGAAGCAGCGCGACGACGGCAACUUCGAUCGCGUGGUGGAGGAAGCCUUCAAGGCAUUCCGAGACCAGGAGCGCGACAUCAUUCUUAAUGCGCCAGCGGGCCUUCAAAUCGGCUCUGGCGAGCGCCAUCUCCCCACCAAUGACAGCACUGGCGACGGCGAGUGGUGGGUUGGCGCAGCUCACCUCCGCCACUACCUGGAGUUCCUUCUUGUCCUCAAGGGACUCAAGCCGUGCAUGAUGCUUGUCAAAUUUUCACUGGACAAUGUCUGGAUUUUCAGCACCCUCGUCAUCGACUGUCUUGUCCCCAUCAUGGACCGGCUGGGCCUGUGGUCCUACGGCUACAGCAUCAGCUUCCAAGCCGGCGAGUGGGUCUUUUAUGACACCAGGUCCCCUGUCCUGCCCUCCAUCGACAAGGUCUUCCUCACCCACCGAACGACCAAGAAUUUGGAUCCAGUUGCAUACCCUGAGGAUUCUCACCUCGGCGCCCCCGAGCCCGAGGUCGCCGUGGCACUCGGAUACCCCAUCGCCAUGAAGGAUCCCCGCGUCGGCCACACGAUCCACGUCCGCGACACCACCGAGAUGGACGUCCUGGUCUCACGCGGCUGGCCUGAGCCCCAGUGCUGUGUCCAGGGCACUGGCUUCAACUGUCCCGCAGGGAACGAACUUAUCUGGGUCAAAGUCCUCGACUGGUACUACAGGUGUGAGCGGGCAGCCCGGAGCGUGGGCACCGAGCUUCAGCUCUUCACCGGCUCCCACCCGGAGAUGAGCAACUGGCUGGCGGACAUCACUGGCAUGCUGGAGGGGCCAGCCCCCUACCUUGGAAGGAGCGGACCCAAGCUCAACCAAAUCAUGGAGAUGGUGGAGGGGUCCUUUCUCGCGAGACUCAUGCUGGGAGAGCCUCUGACGGAGGAUGAUCUGCAGCAGCAGGACGAGGACGUGGAGGUCGAGGCCGACCAUAAUUGA